This is a messenger RNA of Linepithema humile (Argentine ant), 3903 nucleotides long. RefSeq names its product strumpellin and WASH-interacting protein (gene SWIP). NCBI's taxonomy places the organism in Eukaryota, Metazoa, Arthropoda, Insecta, Hymenoptera, Formicidae. Gene Ontology annotation, biological process: endosome organization; endosomal transport. The record is from RefSeq and is a predicted model, not a curated record. Gene Ontology annotation, cellular component: WASH complex; endosome.
UACUGAUUAAAGUAUUACACAGUGUUUGAUAAGCUUGACAGUGUGGAAUUGGUUAGAUUAGAGUUAGAAGCCGCCUCUUAAAACGUAAGCAAUGUCAUUGUAAGUUGAAAUUUUGAGUGGAAUGACAAUAAUGGAUCGGAUACACUGCAGAAACAAAAUAAUAUGUAACACUGUUGUUUAAGCCAGGAAGAAUAUAUAUGAAAACAAUAUAUAAAUGAUAUAAAACAAAUAUAUAUAUAUAUGUAUAAGAUUAUCUAAAUAAUAAUUUUAUUAAUCAAGAAUGAUAGAAGCACCUACGUGGAACUCCAAGAAAGAUGAGACCAUCUACAAGGCCGCAGGUGCUAUGCAUCUGCGAAAGUAUGGAGAGUUUUUCGAAAAGUUGGUGGAGAAGUCUUGGAAGAGCGACUCCACGCUUGAGUAUAUUAUAGAGGGUCCUCUGCGGCUAGUUUACAAAACAGCAGAGGACAUCAGUAUUCUCUCCCUGGUGGAGAUGGAGAACAAGGUACUAUCUAAGCUGCUGGCAGCUGUGGCAGGAACAUGCAGAGAGAUCAGGCUACUGAAGGUGGAAGCAACUGGUUUUUAUGGAAAACUACUGGCACACGGAGAAAGAUGUGCAGACAAUGACCUCGCUAAUGUAACAAAACUAUUGUCCGAUCUUCAGGAUCUGUCCAUUUUCACCAACCGAAUGCUGACUGUUGUGCAUUUGACUACGCAACAGUUGGCAAGUUUAUCCGGCGUUGUUCAUGAAAUUUACUUACCAAGCCUUAUAGAGAGUUUUAUAGAUCUAUUCGUGAUCCUCCUAACUCUCGACGAGAUCAUCGACGCUCAGCCGACAAUAGUGGAGCAGUGGAAGAAGUACCGGAUACAAGUGCGCUCUGUAAUGCACAAUCCGUCGCAGUUUGGCGUUGCGGAUGCGAAGCUGGAGACGUUCGAUCAUCUGCUGAAGGAUCUGCAGGAGAAGUUACUGCGCAAAAAUAUGUUUUCUAGGGCAAUCGAGCACGUGAUGGAUGUGAGCAAGGGUGCAAUUAUGAGUGAGCAGAUUGUCAGCUAUCUGAAGAACACAAUCACGGAUGUGGAAAGCAAAUCUAGCGAUCACGCCGCGUUGAACAAGAACUGGAUAAGAGCCAAUGUCGGCGUGGCAAUAGUGAUAAAGCUGUUCGGCGCUUGCGACAAGAAGCUGGUCAAGAGGGUGCUGGAGGCGAACAAAAGGUUCUACGCCGUCACGCUAGUGGGAAACGUGAUGUUGGUACCUAGCAAGUUCCUCGGUAACGUUGCGCCGAAGGAGACCGGCAGCGCCGUGAGCUCGCAAGUGGGCGAGAAGAUCUUGCAGGCGAGAACGCAGAGACUGCCGGCUACAGUGAGCAAUCUGAUACAACGCGCGACUAUUUGGUGCGUGGAGAUGCAGAGCAUCUUGACGAAGACCGACCUGCAGGUAUCAGACAUCGGGCAGAAGCGCACUCUACUGACGGAUCUGCUGGUUCUACUGUCGCAGAUGCGGGAGACUGUCGCAUUUGUAACGAAUCUGCACGCUUCACUGUCAAGACCGAUGAGCCGUGGCACGGUGCAGCUAAUCUGCCGGCUUGUCGAGCUGCAGAAGUCCCUGCAGACGAUGUUCUACACGCUCGGGCCGAUCGUGGUGCAGUCGCAGGCGCAAGUGUUGCAGUACCUGGCCUAUUACGUGCUGGCUAUGCUAGAAACAACACGCAAAGGUCUCGUUCAACGGGACAAGGGGUAUAGCAGGGAACGGCUGGACGCAUUGUCGUUAAUAGGAUUGAGUAUGCGGCUGAUGGGCGGUCCAGCAAGCGCGGACAGGCGGCUGAUAAUACGCUGCGCACUGGCGUGCGCCAGCCAGCUGACCGAUACCUUCCGCGAGGAAGACGUGGUGAAGCUGCGCUUUCUGCUGGACAGCUACGACUCCGUGGCCGAGUUGUAUGAACUGGUGGACGAGCUCGGCGACUACUCACUACUGCUCCAUCAUCAGAACAUACUACCUGCCUACUUGUCUUCGGCGAUGGACGGCAACACCGGCGUCUGCCAUGUCACCCACCUGUUUGCCGCCUUUAACACUGCCGUGGGUGAACAGCGGUUGGACGAGGUGAGGGAAAGACGCAUCGCCGAGCUCAGGGAGAAUCUAGUGAAGAACGUGCUGAGGCCGGCUUGCCACGAGAUCGAAACCAGCUUGCGGUUGCAUGUACAUGCUCAUCUUAAGUUGGAUUCCACGAAUCCCUUCAACGUCGGUGCCAAAGACGGCGGCAGGGUGGUGCGAGUCCCGCCGCUGCCACUGGCCGAGAAUAUGGUCUGCGCCAAGAGAUUCGUCGAGCACUAUCUGGACGACAUGUUCUACAAUCUGACGACAGUUGCUCUGCACGAUUGGAGAACCUAUCGAACAAUGCACGCAUUGGCUAGCUACAAGAUGGGCCUGGACACGGUGCAGGAUCACCUACCGACGCAGACUCUCGAACAGGGCCUGGACGCUCUGGAGAUCAUGCGUAAUAUCCACGUGUUUGUCUCCAGGUACCUGUACAACCUGAACACGCAGACAUUUGUGGAGCACAGCAGCAGCAACAAGCAUCUCAACACCAUCGGCAUCCGGCACAUCGCCAACUCGAUUCGCACCCACGGCACCGGCAUCAUGAGCACCACGGUGAACUUCGUCUAUCAGUUCCUGCGCGUCAAGCUGCAUACCUUCUCGCAGUUCCUCUUCGACGAGCACAUCAAGUCUCGGCUGAUGCGCGACAUCAGAUUCGUCCGGGCGCAGCGAGAGGCGGGCGCAGCUCCGUACACGUACGAGCGCGCGGAGAAGUUUCAAAAGGGCAUCCGCAAACUGGGUAUGACCGCCGACGGGCUGAGCUACCUGGACCAGUUCCGCCAGCUGAUCACGCAGAUCGGCAAUGCGCUUGGCUACGUACGAUUGAUCCGCUCUGGCGGCCUCCACGCCAGCUCCAACGCCGUGUCCUUCCUGCCGGACAUCGAGCGAACGGUACCGUUCGAAUCGCUCUGUCGUGGAUUGAAUUACAGCGCCACCACGCAGACCGCGGCCAGACGAUUGGAGGACGACAUCGCCGAUCUGGUGCGCCACUUCACCGAAGGCAUCCACUACUUCAAGUUGCUGGUGGAUGUGUUCGCGCCAGCAUUCCGCGACGCCAAGUCCUAUCAUCUACAGCAGUUCUACGCGAUCGUGCCGCCGCUGACGCUCAGCUUCGUCGACAAUUCCGUGUCCAACAAGGAGAAGAUGUUCAAGAAGAAUCAGACCGGCGCAGCCUUCACCGACGACGGCUUUGCCAUGGGUAUCGCCUACAUUAACGCGCUGCUUAAUCAAAACACUGAACUGAACGGCCUACAUUGGUUCAAGACGGUGGAGCAGUACAUCGAUGAGGAGAAGCUAGCCGCCGAGAGCAAGGACGAUCACGGCGACGAGAAGCUCCAGCAGACCCGGGCGCUUACUCUCAAACGCCUCGCCGAGAGAAAGGCCGAGUUUCAGCUGCUAUACUACAGUCUCUCGGGCGCCAGGGUAUUUUUUAGGCUGCCCGACACGUAACGCGGAACGGCCGGCUCACUUGGAUGCUUUAAUAUAUCACUCUGUGCUCUUGGAUGCUGAUAAUCUAAGUCAAAUUUUCGAUUGGUGGGAGAAAAAUGGUUUGAAAGAAAAAUUCAAGCAAACGUACAUUUGCAACCGUUUCUUCCGUAACUUUCAGUUCACAAACGGAGUGUAAAAUAAAUAUAAUCCAAUCAUGCGUCUCGCAAUUUAUUCUUAUACAUCUGUAUUUGUCAUUAUAGCACGUAUUGUUGUAAAUGAUCUUAAAAUCUUCAUAUAUGUAUACGACCAUUUUUAUAAAUAUUUUCUACAUUCACAAUAUCGUUACAAUAUCAGAUUCUCGUUCAAUAAAUAAUGGCUAGACUGAG